AUGGUCUCUAAAAUCUUGACAUUCUCCAUCCUUGUCGGCAGCGCCCUUGCUGUCCCGGUUGAGGUUGACGUCGAGAAACGUAUCAACUGCCCGGGCGUCCACAUCUUUGGUGCGCGCGAGACCUCCGUAUCCCCCGGAUACGGUUCAUCCAGCACGGUCGUCAAUGGCCUCCUCAAUGCCUACUCGGGGUCUACAGCCGAGCCCAUUAGCUACCCCGCAUGCGGUGGGCAGUCGUCCUGCGGCAGCGUGAGCUACUCAAACUCAGUUGCCCAGGGCAUCGCAGCUGUUGCCUCGGCUGUGAACUCCUAUAACACACAGUGUCCAUCGACUAAGCUUGUUCUGGUCGGAUAUUCCCAGGGUGGUGAAAUCAUGGACGCAGCCUUGUGCGGCGGCGGCGUGCCCAACCAAGGAUACACCAACACCGCAGUGCAGCUGUCGACCUCUGCUGUGAACAUGGUCAAGGCAGCUAUCUUCAUGGGCGAUCCACUGUAUGUGGCAGGAUUGCCGUACGAUGUUGGAACUUGUGCUGCUGGGGGCUUCGACGCACGUCCUUCUGGCUUCUCUUGUCCAUCGGCUAGUAAGAUUCAAUCAUACUGCGACUCCUCGGACCCAUACUGCUGCAACGGCAGUAACGAUGCGACCCACCAGGGAUACGGAGCUGAGUAUGGCACACAGGCCAUUGCCUUUCUACCCCACCACGGAAGCCCAAGCUCCAAGCUUCCUCCAUUCCCCAUGGCCUCUCACAUUCCCAACCUAAACACUCUCCGACGAGGCCGAGGCCAAGGCCGUGGCAUAGGUCGCGUGGAAGAAACUGGACCUUCUAGAUUCCCUGGACUCCCUUCUGGAAAAGACCGCAUCGUUCAAGGCACGGACAAUGACGCAAGCGUAUCCCGCCUCAGCGCCGUCGAGCUAGGAUACCUAGAGGAUGCAUACGCAGCAGCAUUGGCACCUGUCGGGGCAGCGACGCGGAGAUUGCCAAUUAUUAAUAGAGGAACCUACGCCCGCACAACAGCGAUCGACCAGCUCGUGGCCCGUUUCCUCGGCCCGAGCUCAGCGGAAAAUAUACACAAGAAGCAAAUUAUAUCUCUAGGCGCUGGCUCGGACACACGCGUCUUCCGGCUUCUCUCGUCACGCCAACCCCCGGAUUUCGUUUACCACGAGCUCGAUUUCGCCGUCAACACGGCAGAGAAGAUCCGUGCGAUUAGGUCGGCACCUGUACUACAGAGCGCGCUUGGGAUUGACUCGACGGAGGUUUCGUCGGAAAAGGAUACUCGAGUUACCGUGUCGGAGGCCGGGGACGCGCUUCAUUCGCCCUCGUACCAUGUCCACCCGGUUGAUCUACGGUCGCUGUCGACAUGCAGUGACCCUGCUGGAGUACUGCCAGGCGUGGAGACGGAAUUGCCGACUCUGCUGAUCUCUGAGUGCUGUUUGGUCUACCUAUCGCCCAUUGAAGCGGAACAGGUGGUUGCGUUCUUCACGCAGCGCCUUUUUGGUCAUGGGAAUCCAGUAUCUGGGCCUGGAGAUAUAUUGCAGGCGGCGCAGCCGAAUGUCGCUCCGCUCGGAUUGAUUCUUUAUGAGCCCAUUCGGCCGAAUGAUGCAUUUGGUCGUACGAUGGUGUCGAACCUUGCGGCGCGGGGCAUCCAACUGAAGACCCUACCUACGUAUGCGUCGCUUGAGGCGCAGAGAGGCCGAUUCCAAGAUCAGGGCUUUGGGGAUGGCCAGGCUGCGGCUGAUAUUGAGUUUAUCUGGAAGCGGUGGGUUAAGAAUGACGAGAAAGAAAGAGUUGCUGGACUGGAGAUGCUCGAUGAGAUGGAGGAGUGGGAGUUGCUUGCACGGCAUUAUUGUAUUGCUUGGGGAUGGAGAGACCGUCAUGAUGUCCUGGCUUUUGCUGGGUGGAAGGACCUCGAAGGCCAACCAGGCGAGUAG
Penicillium verrucosum is the source of this 1926-nucleotide messenger RNA. It is a transcript of the gene ppm1, whose product is annotated as protein C-terminal leucine carboxyl O-methyltransferase ppm1. Bases 1 to 1926 code for a protein of 641 amino acids. The record is from RefSeq and is a predicted model, not a curated record. Gene Ontology annotation, biological process: C-terminal protein methylation. The transcript is spliced from 5 exons. Gene Ontology annotation, molecular function: hydrolase activity; protein C-terminal leucine carboxyl O-methyltransferase activity. Lineage: Eukaryota; Fungi; Ascomycota; Eurotiomycetes; Eurotiales; Aspergillaceae.